UAAACGGCUCGUUCUGGUGUAAGUCACUAGUUUGACUCUGUUGCUGGUUGCUUCAGCAAUCAGUAAUAAGUUGCUUAUAAAAUUUCUUAUAAAUAAAGUUGAAAUAAAAAAUUCCAAACUAAAAAUGGCAUCGAAGAGUCAACGCUGGGUGGUCGACUCCGGGAUUCUGAGGAAAAAAAGCGGCGAAGAGGAACCACAGGAGCUUCUGGUCUUCGGUUACGGCUGCAAGUUGUUUCGAGAUGACGAAAAGGCGAAAUUGAUUGAUCAGGGCAAACAUUUGAUACCGUGGAUGGGCGAUAGCACACUGAAGAUAGACAGAUAUGAUGGUCGAGGAGCUUUGGGAGAUCUAAGGAUAUAUGAACCACCGUCCGGUGGUUUUGAUCAGCGCACCAUCCUUACCGAAGAUGAGUACAAAAUUGAACAAGCCUGUGAUGAGGAACGAUACCGGUUUCUCUAUAACAGUAAUGCCGAUGAGUCCACGAACCAUGAGGAAGAAAUUAAGAGGCUUCAUCAAGCGCUUGAUUUAGAAAGUUCGUACAGUCAAGUUGGAUUCAAUUACGACGACGAAAAGAAAUCUCUCGACGAUUCACAAAGUCCAAAGCAAUCGGACGGAUCGCACGAAGAAGAUGAAGCAUUUAUUGCGGAGCCAGAAUUAGAAAUUCCAGAAGACAUGGUUGUACCUGAAACGCAAAAGCUCCAUGCAAUCAUAACGAAAACAGCCCUAUUUAUAAGCCGACAAGGUGGCCAGAUGGAAGUACUGAUAAAAGCAAAACAGGGAAAUAAUCAGCAAUUUUCAUUUUUGUCAAUCGAUGGAGAACUACAUCCCUAUUAUAAACACGUCCUUGAAGCUAUAAAAUCUGGGAAAUAUAAUCCAGAAAAGCAACCUGAAAAGGAAGAAUUUGAGACUAGCGAACAAUCGGAGGAGGAUAACGAACCCUAUCUCCAUCCAAGUCUCGCAUCAUCUCUCAAAGUUGAAGCAGCACCUAGUAUUCCAAGUAUAAACUAUAAGCCAUCGGCGGACUGUGCUUAUUCCAUGUUAGUAAAUAAAAUUACUGGGAAACCACCGUCAAAAAUUCAACAACCAGAAGUGAUACCACCACCGCCGAUCCCUCCAAUUAACUAUUAUCAUCCGAUGCAACAGGGUUUUCCAGGCUUUUCUGCUCCUCCGCAACAGUAUGCUCAUGGCCCAGUCCUUUAUAGUGCAAAUGGCAAUGCAGUACCGAAUCCUAUAUCCCAAGUCGGAUCGGCAAUGCACAUUGGAACAAGCGGCAUUGUUCCGACAGCUAAAAAAGAACUUGCUCCCCUCGUCCCUUAUGGGCCAACGCCACCCAAGCCUCUGAGCAGGCCGUCUUUCAUUGUCCCACCGGCUGACGUGCAAAUCAUAAUUGACAAGAUGGCAAGCUACGUGGCCAAAAAUGGCCGGGACUUUGAGACGAUCGUGAAAAAUAAGGGUGAUCCAAGGUUUAGCUUUCUCGAACUGUCUCACCAGUAUCACGGUUAUUACGCUCAUAAGUUGACGAUAUACGAAGGGGCGGUUAAUCCUCGAGUGCUCACCGAAGAGGAACUUCUGCAGAAGCAGGAGCUACAGCAAGAGAAACAGAAGAAAUUGGAAGAAUUACAGAAAAAGCAGCAGCGAAUGGAAGAGGUACAGAAAAGGGUAAAAAUGAUACAGGCGAAGAAGAAAUGCGAGAUCAGUGCAAAGCAAAAUAUGAGUAAGCAAAUUACGACGGUGUCGUUUUCUAUUAAAAAGCCCAAGGAGGGUGAAAGCAGUGUGAUAGAAAAACGAAAUGCACUGCCGUUAGAAGAGAGCGAUGAUGAGGGCGACGAGGAUAAGAAGGAAGCGACUUCUAAGCCAAAUUCGCCAGUAUCCACGGGAGAAGACAUUUGUGCAGUAAAGGCUGAUAAGGAACCGAUCAAUCAAGACAAAAGCCUAACUGAUAGAAGGAUUUCGAAGCAGUCGCACGCGCAGGACCAGGAAAGCACUUUUGUCGAUCUGACGGAUGAUAUUUUUGAGGAUUGCCAAAAGGAAAUCUGCGACAAGCAAGCCGAAGAUAGAAUAAGAGAUAAAAUGGUUCUAAUAGCUCGAGAAAAAUUAGCUGCUUCGAAAGAAAAGCAAUUGCAGAUGGAAAGACGUAAAAAAGCGGCUAUGUUUUUGAGUCAGAUUCAGGCUCCCGUGGUCAAGCAUGAAACGUCCACAACGCUAAAGGAAGAAUUAACGUCCUCGUUCCCCUCGCCCACGCGAGAUCUGGAAAUCGAAGAAUUAAAAAUCAAUACAAAUUCAUUGAUGAACAGAUUAAAAGGAGCAGAUCUUACUAAGAAGCUAAAUAAGCGAUCUAGAAGUCGAAGUGGCAGCACCAGUCUUUCAGACAAACACAGAAGUCAUAAGAAACAUAAAAAAAAGAAAAGUACUCACAAAAGUUAUCGUGAUAGUCUUGGAAACUCUAGAUUUCACAAAACGAAAAAAAGUAAGAAAUCUUCAUCCAAACAUUCAUCUCGCUCGCGAAGUCCUCAUCAUAAACAUCAGACAUCAUCGUCUCGUCAUCGACGAGAAAGCAGCUCUAGUGAUUCUGAUUCAAGCACAGCUUGAAAAAGACUAUUUUUACAAUCCUUUGCUAAAUCUUGUGAAUUUGUAUAUAAAUAAACAUAAUGUACAUUAUUCACGGAUUGUUUAAUCCGUCGGCCAUUUCAAAUAAAGAAAAUUAAAAUA
This is a messenger RNA of Ceratosolen solmsi marchali, 2707 nucleotides long. RefSeq names its product suppressor of white-apricot (gene su(w[a])). NCBI's taxonomy places the organism in Eukaryota, Metazoa, Arthropoda, Insecta, Hymenoptera, Agaonidae. Bases 125 to 2587 code for a protein of 820 amino acids. Gene Ontology annotation, biological process: RNA processing; mRNA 5'-splice site recognition. The transcript is spliced from 8 exons. Gene Ontology annotation, molecular function: RNA binding. The record is from RefSeq and is a predicted model, not a curated record.